Molecule: messenger RNA, 2980 nt
Organism: Megalobrama amblycephala (Wuchang bream)
Lineage: Eukaryota; Metazoa; Chordata; Actinopteri; Cypriniformes; Xenocyprididae
Product: beta-1,3-galactosyl-O-glycosyl-glycoprotein beta-1,6-N-acetylglucosaminyltransferase 3-like
Exons: 1
Coding region: 1594-2904 (436 amino acids)
Cellular component (GO): membrane
Molecular function (GO): acetylglucosaminyltransferase activity
Source: RefSeq, a predicted model, not a curated record
CUAUAAUUAUUGAAAGUUACGCUGUAAAUUCUCUGUAAUUACGCAGUACUUUCCGAGCUGUAAUCUAAAGUGUUACCGAAUCUUCAAGUCUGAUAGCCACUCUCCCUCCGCUACAUAAUUGGUGGGGGGUGACGUGCGAAAGGGGCAUUUGCAAGGUUGUAAUCCACUAGGUGACGCUAGUGUCACAGAAGCUAUAUACUUGACCUUUAAGUAAAAAAAAAAAAGUUUCAGAAAGGCAGUAAAUUAAACAAGAAAACAAUGAAAAAAAUAAGCAAAAGCACAAUGGAAUAUCUGCUGCCUUUGACAUCACCGCUCAAGAAAGUAAUUAGUAGGGCUCUAGUCUAGAGCUCUCACAUAAACAAUUCACAUACAUAAUUUAAUUUGAUGUGACCCUAACAGUAUAUUAUGCCUAUUCUCUAGUCAUUGAGUGUAUGAUUUGGUAACUUCUUAAUGUGGUUCAUUAUGGGAUUGAAUGACUGAACUAUAUAAUUUAAAUUGUUGUUUCAGACACCACUAUGAAAUGUGUCAAACCUGAAAUAGGGAACAACUAAAAAGGGGCAAUUUUUAAACACAAUUUCAGUUUGACAACCAGGUUUAAAUUAGGCGUGCUGUUCUGGUUCAUGUAUCUUUCACAGUCUGCCCAUCUGAAUGUUUGUACUUACUUACUACACAGUCAGUUAGUAGUAACGUGAGAACAGGAAGAAAAAAAAAAAAAAACAUGUUUUCUAGGUUGGGUACUUCUCUAAUCACAAAAUAGUUUCAAGAGCCAUCGAUUUUUUUCUUGAAACACAAUAUGAUCAUGGCAUGCAAAGUUAUUAAAAAGUAGAAAAAAAAUGUAGCUGACAACUCAUUAGGCCAUUUUUCACGUUCAGCAACAUUCCUUCAGCCCCAUGCAAACAUAAUCCAUUCAUCUCUUUCUGUGAGGAUUAUGUGCUUUUUUUUAACCUGCCCAAAAUAUUCAUUACUAUGGCUAUAGACCACUGACAAAUGCAGGCAUCUUUGUACAACAAUACAGGUAUAGAGAACACAAAAUUCAUUAAUUCAAGGUUAUAAUGUCUCUGCAGAAAUACAUAAAAAACUGAAAACUGCAUUUAGACUACUAUAUGAGCUAAAGGAGUGGCAAUAGGCUAUGAACUUAUCCAACACAAAGUUAACAUACUUACAAUGAAACCUUUGUCAGAAAAGCUACAGAUCUGGCAACUAAUAGAUAAGAUAAUCAGUUUCCUCAAUGAGACCACUAAUAGUUUCAAAAUCCAGUGUAAGACACAUGAUACUUGUUACUUAAAUUUUCCUUAAUGUUUAAAAAUGUAUUUUGUUUUAAAAACAUCUUGGUGUACAAAAAGUUUACAAACCUUUUUGACCGAAUGCUCUUUUUGACUGUAAUAUCAGACAAUCACACUUUCCAAGAAGAUGAUAGCCACACCUCUGCUGUGUAAUUACUGUGAUUUUUUUGCAGAGGUUAGCCCUUCCCCUUUGUAUGAUUUGUUAGCUGUCGCUUCCUGACACACAAGAGAGGCUGUUUUAUACCUCACUCACACAGAUCUCCUCUCCUGGCAGUUGUUUAUUGCAGGUUAUAAUCUUAAAUAAAUUAACAUGACAUUUAACAGAUCAAAUCAGAUGAUUCUGAAAAUAAUCUCCAUCCUUUCUGUGACUACAGCCAUGUCCAUCCUCUUGAUGAACUAUUCAGAACAAAGGACAAAUUGUCCUCGCAAGAAAAAGCUGGUCUUGAAUCACUUCCUAAAGCAGGAUGUUGGAGAACUACAGGCUUGUUCUGCUAUUAUUCAAGGAGAUGUGGACGGAGUGGACAAGGACAUUUUCAGGAAACUUCUGACCUCGAAAAAAAGAACAUCCUUGCUAUCCGAGUCAUUCUAUCUCAACGCAACCAAGGAUUGUCCAUCCUACAUCCGAGACAGAGGGUUUCUGACGGUUUCUCUCAGUAAAGAGGAGAAAGAUUUCCCUAUUGCUUACUCCAUGGUGAUCCAUGAGAAGAUUGAGAUGUUUGAAAGGCUCUUAAGAGCCAUUUACACUCCUGACAAUCUGUACUGUGUUCAUGUGGACCAGAGGUCUCCUGAGAUCUUUAAAGAAGCAGUUAGGGCCAUUGCGUCCUGCCUGACAAAUGUGUUUAUGGCCAGCAAACUGGAGAAUGUGAUCUACGCCUCCUGGUCUCGAGUUCAAGCGGACAUCAACUGCAUGCAGGAUCUGCUCAAGUCACCUGUCCAGUGGAGGUAUCUGCUCAACACCUGUGGCACUGAUUUCCCCAUCAAAACCAAUGCAGAAAUAGUUGAGUCUCUAAAACACCUGAACGGAAGGAACAGUUUGGAGUCCGAGGCCGUAGAGUCCAAAAAGUGGCGCUGGCAGUAUCAUCACAAUGUUACGAACGUUGUGACUCGGACCGAUGUUAAAAAGUCACCCCUGCCAAUAAAGAGCCCUAUGUUUGCAGGAAAUGCUUACUUUGUGGUUUCAAGAGAGUUUGUGGAUCACAUCUUCAAAAGCAAAGAGGUUCAAGAAUUCAUGGAAUGGGAGAAAGACACAUACAGUCCAGAUGAACACAUGUGGGCUACGUUACAGCGGAUGCCUUCAGUACCAGGAUCCAACCCUUCAAACAGAAAGUACGAGCAAUCGGACAUGAACUCAAUUGCUCGUCUAGUUAAAUGGAGCUACCAUGAAGGAGAUCUAAAGAGUGGGGCUCCCUACCCACCAUGCACUGGGACGCACAGACGGGCGGUGUGUGUCUAUGGAGCUGGGGACUUGAAAUGGAUUGUGAGGCAACACCAUCUUUUGGCAAACAAGUUUGAUCCACAAGUAGAUGAUGUAGCUAUCAAAUGUAUGGAGGCUUUUUUAAGGUACAAAGCUAUUUAUGGUCGAUCAUUACUAACAGUUGAUAAAUCUGACAUUAUUUUAUGAUGUUUUUAAUGUUUUAAAUUGUUUGUAAAUAUUAGAUAUAUGGAUUUUUUUAUUUUUAUGAAAUGUGUUAUAUGUU